Molecule: messenger RNA, 1230 nt
Organism: Caenorhabditis remanei
Lineage: Eukaryota; Metazoa; Nematoda; Chromadorea; Rhabditida; Rhabditidae
Exons: 4
Coding region: 1-1230 (409 amino acids)
Biological process (GO): ammonia assimilation cycle
Molecular function (GO): glutamate synthase (NADH) activity
Source: RefSeq, a predicted model, not a curated record
AUGGUUAUUCUAACCAAGGAACAAAAACAAGAGGCUGCCAACACUGGACUUUGGCUUCCUCAACUCGAACGGGAUGCUUGUGGUGUCGGAUUUGUCUGCUCAAUCAAGGGAGUAACUUCCAGCAAGAUCAUGUCGGAUGCUCGCACCAUGCUUGAGAGAAUGGCUCAUCGCGGAGCCUGCGGGUGUGACAACGAUUCGGGUGAUGGUGCGGGAGUUCUUACCGCAAUCCCUGACGAUCUGUACAGAAAAUCAGUUAAGGAGCAAGACGGAUCGGAUCUCCCACCAUUCGGUCAAUACGCUACUGGAAUCUUGUUCCUUGAAGAGGAAUCGUAUAAGCAGGCAAAGGAAGCAUUCCAGGAUCUUGCAAGAGCCUGUGGACUACGGGUCAUUGCCUGGCGCAAGCUGGGAACUAACCGAGAGUGUAUCGGAGAGGAAGCAAGAAAGACGGAGCCUCUGAUUCGUCAGGUAUUCGUCAGUGCCGAGUAUGCUGAAAGUGAUCCAGCCAAGUUCGAGCGAAGCGUCUACUUGCUUCGUAAGCAGGCAGUCAGUAGCAUGACGAAACAAGAAGUUGAGUGCUACGUCUGCUCCCUCAGCACUUCCACCAUCGUCUACAAGGGACAGUUCAACACCCACCAACUCUUCAAGUACUACGAAGAUCUUACCAAUCCGGAGUACCAGACACACUUGGCAUUGGUCCACUCCCGUUUCUCCACCAACACCUUCCCCAGCUGGAACCGUGCCCAACCCAACAGAAUUUUGGCUCACAAUGGAGAAAUCAACACGCUUCGUGGAAACAUCAACCUGAUGCGUGCUCGUGAAGGAGUGAUGAAGAGUAAGCACUACCGUGAUGAUCUUCAGAAGUUGUUCCCAAUCGUUGAAGAGGGCCUCACCGACUCGGGAUGUCUCGACAACGUCAUGGAGUUCCUGGUUCAUGCCGGAGGAAGAUCCUUGCCGGAAGCGGCGAUGACCAUGGUGCCGGAGGCGUGGGAAAAAGACGACGAUAUGUCGACUGAGAAGAAACACUUCUACCGCUGGGCUGCAAUGAGCAUGGAGCCAUGGGAUGGACCGGCUCUCCUUGCAUUCUCCGACGGAAGAUACAUUGGAGCAAUCCUUGAUCGAAACGGACUCCGUCCGGCAAGAUACUACUUGACCGAGGACGACCAUCUCUACUUGAGUUCCGAAGUUGGAGUCAACGACAUCCCGAUUGAGUCUGUUGUGAAGAAGGUAUAA